AUGACUCAAGAAAUCCACCCAAGACCCCCAGCACCCAAUACCUCAGCAUCUAGUACCCCAGCACCCAAGACCCCACCACCCAAUACCUCAGCAUCUAGUACCCCAGCACACAACAUCCCAGCACUCAAUACCCCAGCAUCUAGUACCCCAGCACCCAACACCCCAGCACCCAAUACCUCACCAUCUAGUACCCCAGCACACAACAUCCCAGCACCCAAUACCCCAGCAUCUAGUACCCUAGCACCCAAGACCCCAGCACCCAAUACCUCAGCAUCUAGUACCCCAGCACCCAAGACCCCACCACCCAAUACCUCAGCAUCUAGUACCUCAGCACACAACAUCCCAGCACUCAAUACCCCAGCAUCUAGUACCCCAGCACCCAACACCCCCUCACCCAAUACCUCACCAUCUAGUACCCCAGCACACAACAUCCCAGCACCCAAUACCCCAGCAUAUAGUACCCUAGCGCCCAAGACCCCAGCACCCAAUACUUCAGCAUCUAGUACAUCAGCACACAACAUCCCAGCACCAAUAUCCCAGCAUCUAGUACCCCAGCUCCCAAUACCCCAGCAUGUAGUACCGCAGCAUCCUGUACCUCAGUAA
Molecule: messenger RNA, 603 nt
Organism: Cherax quadricarinatus
Lineage: Eukaryota; Metazoa; Arthropoda; Malacostraca; Decapoda; Parastacidae
Source: RefSeq, a predicted model, not a curated record